UCCACAGGUGUUGGCACACAAUCACACAACAGGUCGGGAUACAAAACGUAAGACCGGUACGUCUCAGUGUCCCUGUGGUCUGAGAUGGCAGCCUUUAGCAUGAAGACCUGCCUAGUCCUUCUGGUCAUUUCUCCCCUUCUCUCUCUGGCCAGGGUGACUACAUUCAGCCAGUGUCCUGACUUCUUUGUGAACGGAGUGAGCCCCACCGUCCUGAGGGACCCCAGCAACAACAACCGCUAUCAGCAGAUAUGCCAGUGCCUCCCCGACCAGAACGGGCGGGCGCAGUACUUUUACGCCACGCUGUACGACACUCAGAACAAGAUACCCGUCUAUUCUGCUUAUACUCUCAGCCACGCCGAUAUUGACAGGGACGACCGCUGGUAUGUUGAACCACAGAUUGACGGUGGCAAGACGGAGUGUAUGGGAGGACAAAACCAGAUCCCCAUGAGCAACAGAGGACAGAGGCAGGCUCUGAAGAGGGACUACGACGGCUCCGGCCACGACAAGGGCCACCUGUUCCCAGUCUUCCACACGUCCACCACCGGCGCCAUGCUGGCCACCUCCACCCUGACCAACGCCGCCCCGCAGGACCCCACCUUCAACAGGGGCCGGUGGAGGAUCCACGAGGAGGAGGUGGUGGAGCUGGCGGAGGACUGCCUCGAAGCUUUCAUGGUCACUGGGGUCGUGCCCGGGAGCGGGCACAUCGGGGACGGAGUGAGGGUGGCCAAGUACUACUGGAGCGCCCUCUGCUGUCUGAAAGAGGAAGGGCAUCGCUCUCGAGGGUUCAUAGGACCAGAUAACAAUGGGCAAGUUCAAGAGUUAAGUGUGAAGGACUUGGAGAAGCGGUUGAGUAGGUCGGACCAUUUCAACACCGCUUUUACUGUCUUCAGGGGAGGAUGCUAAUCAUUGCAUGGUCGUAGCUUUGUCUUAUGGAUGACGUGAGUUGUAUGUUUUAUUUGCAAUAAAUAAGGUAUAUUGUAUUUGGCAUAUUACAUUUUUUAUAUGUAUGUUUUGGCCAUGCAUUGCAUUUUAGGAAUACUUUAAAUGUGAUUUAAUCUGUGUAAAACGAAACAAUGAUGAGAGCUUAUGUAGUUACCACAUGGAAUUUGUGCUUUGCACUUUAACUUACCAGGACUGCCUUUUCUGCAGGGCCGGCGUAUUCACUAACAAUGUAUAAUCGUCCAUCACCUGCCAGUAGUGCCAACCCAUUGUUUAAAAAGAUGGAUGCAUAUGU
This is a messenger RNA of Clupea harengus (Atlantic herring), 1234 nucleotides long. Its product is annotated as endonuclease domain-containing 1 protein. Gene Ontology annotation, molecular function: metal ion binding; hydrolase activity; nucleic acid binding. The record is from RefSeq and is a predicted model, not a curated record. Lineage: Eukaryota; Metazoa; Chordata; Actinopteri; Clupeiformes; Clupeidae.